GAUUAUGGAGUAAGAAGUACCGUAACUUCCGCACUGCGUCAUCAAAACGCGCCUCCGCGGCUCACAGUAGCAUGUUGAGUUUUGUUCAAGCACUCUUCUUUACAAAUGUAACCUUUAAGUUACAAGUUUAAACUCGGCAAUACAAGCGUGUAAAAUGACUUAACCACCCUGCAUUUAGCUACUGAACUAAUAUUUUGUGAAAUAUUGAUAAAAUGAUAUUUUCUCAGUGCUGUAGAAAGCUUUCACAGAUGCUGAAGUGUUACUCGGUGUCCUCUGGAACUGUGUUAUUAUGGUCCCGCAGUAAUGUUGGACAUCUUCAGCGGCUCUCGGUGAGCUGGAAACCUGGUGUCUGUUUGAAGAGUUCAGCCGCUGGUGAGAGACAGCAGGAGAGGCAGAGGGCCCACAUGGCACGUGGCCUUCCAAAGCAAAAGCCCAUAGCAGGUGUUAAAGACGUCAUCGUUGUUGCUUCAGGAAAAGGAGGUGUUGGGAAAUCGACCACAGCAGUAAAUCUUGCUCUUGGACUUAUGGCCAACGAUCAGAGUAAGACGGUGGGGCUUUUGGAUGCUGAUGUUUAUGGCCCCUCAAUCCCAAAGCUGAUGAACCUCAGAGGAAACCCAGAAUUAACAGACAACAACUUAAUGAGACCCCUGACAAACUUUGGGAUCCCUUGCAUGUCCAUGGGCUUCCUGGUUGAAGAUGCAGCACCCAUUGUGUGGAGGGGUCUGAUGGUCAUGUCAGCAAUUGAGAAGCUCCUUAGGCAGGUUGACUGGGGCUCUUUAGAUUACUUAGUGAUCGACAUGCCACCUGGAACAGGCGAUGUACAACUUUCCAUAACGCAGAACAUCCCGAUAGCAGGUGCUGUGAUCGUGUCCACUCCACAGGACAUCGCUUUGUUAGAUGCGCGCAGAGGUGCUGAGAUGUUCCGUAAGGUUAAUGUGCCGGUGCUGGGCUUGGUUCAAAACAUGAGUGUUUUCCAGUGUCCUCAGUGCAACCACCAGACACACAUCUUUGGCUCAGAUGGUGUAAGGGAACUGGCAUGUGCACUUGGAGUAGAGGUUCUUGGUGACAUUCCACUUCAUCUGAACAUCAGAGAAACGUCAGAUCAGGGUCGGCCGGUGGUUGUGUCCUGUCCUGACAGUCCUGAGGCUGAAGCGUACAGACGCGUCGCCUCCGCAGUGGUGCGUCGCCUCACAGAGGAGUCCAGCUAAAUGACUUCAACACUGUUAUAAUAUUUAUUUAUUGGUCAUUCAUACUGAGAAAUUUCAAUAAAUAUUUUACUCAUGACCAUAUUACAUGAUGUUUACCAGGCUUAUGAGUAGAUUUUUAAGAACCUUAGAUUUUCUUUUUUUUUCUGUCAUUGAAACUAUGCUUUAUGAAUAAAAGAGUAUGCUGUAUGUGGAAAAAGUAGGAUUCCAUUUUGAAAGGUUCACAUGUGGAAAUGCAUGGGGAAAUGCUUAAUUUCCUGCAUACCUUAUAAAAUAUUUGUCAGCACUGUUUCUAGAGAGGCCUGGCACUGCAGGAUAAGGUCUGGAUUUCAGAAAGAAAAGCUGAUGAGACAAAGCAGACAGGAAGCUAAAUGAUGUAUUUUGAUAUAUGAAUUACCGGUCCUCACACAAUCAUUAGCUAGCUACCAUGCAACCAGUAAUGCUGAGUACACUAUAUGGCCAUACGUUUGUGGAGACCUGACCAAGCACAUCCAUAUGUGCUUGUUGAAGAUCCCAUUCCAGGUUUCGUCCUUCUAGGAGCAGUGUCAUGCUGGAACAUGUUCGGGCCUCUUAGUUCCAGUGAAGGGAAAUUGUAAUGCUACUUGUAUAAGCAUACAAAGACGUUCCAUACAGUUGUGUGCUUCUUUGUGGCAACAGUUUGAGGAAGACCCAUAUAUGGAUGAGAUGGUCAUGUCUGCAUACUUUUGGCUAUAUACUGUAGUGUACUGAUGGUGACAACUGAAAACCUCAUGAGAACUCAUACCAAUUUGCCACUGUGAGAAUGGUUUGGAGUUUUUCUUUGUAUAAAAAUAAACUUUUUUUUUUUCUUUUUAAUCAUGUUCUACAUACUGUAUUUUCUGUUGCACAUUUGGCAGAAACAAAUUAAACACUUUGUACAGUCCA
Neoarius graeffei (lesser salmon catfish) is the source of this 2108-nucleotide messenger RNA. It is a transcript of the gene nubpl, whose product is annotated as nucleotide binding protein-like. The coding region runs from base 213 to 1208 and encodes 331 amino acids. NCBI's taxonomy places the organism in Eukaryota, Metazoa, Chordata, Actinopteri, Siluriformes, Ariidae. Gene Ontology annotation, biological process: iron-sulfur cluster assembly; mitochondrial respiratory chain complex I assembly. Gene Ontology annotation, cellular component: mitochondrion. The transcript has 11 exons. Gene Ontology annotation, molecular function: ATP binding; 4 iron, 4 sulfur cluster binding; ATP-dependent FeS chaperone activity. The record is from RefSeq and is a predicted model, not a curated record.